GCCAUUCUCUCCGACGCCAUUUUGAGCAUAUGAUCGUUGUUGUGAAAUUGGUCAAUAAAUUCUAAAAUAAUAGAAAAUUAGUAGCUUAACUUGUGAAAAACAUUAAAAAAGUAAACAAUGGCUCGUACUAAACAAACAGCCCGUAAAUCUACUGGAGGUAAAGCUCCGCGUAAACAACUUGCUACAAAAGCGGCGCGAAAAUCAGCGCCGAGCACUGGUGGAGUCAAGAAGCCACAUCGUUAUCGCCCUGGUACAGUGGCCCUUCGUGAAAUUCGUCGUUAUCAGAAGUCUACUGAGUUGCUUAUCCGUAAGCUGCCUUUCCAGCGUCUUGUGAGAGAAAUCGCUCAGGAUUUCAAAACUGAUUUGCGUUUCCAGUCUGCCGCCAUCGGAGCUCUCCAGGAGGCAAGCGAGGCUUAUCUCGUUGGCUUGUUCGAAGACACCAACUUGUGUGCUAUUCACGCCAAACGUGUGACCAUCAUGCCGAAGGAUAUUCAACUUGCUCGACGAAUCCGUGGUGAACGUGCUUAAAUUAGUUUAAUUGUAAUUUUGAUUAGAUGUAAUUCUGUAACUUUUUUAUGUCUCACUUAUAUUAAAUUAACCUUAAAUAUUAUAAUAUCCAUUACAUCAUAAGGAGGCAGAACUGAUUUUUUUUCAUUCUAAUAAUGGUAUGCUACAAUGAAGUAUGAGAAUGAUGUAUUUCAUCAAAAUUCUGUAAUUGGACUUCUUGCUAAACCAAGAUAUGGUCAUGUAAUAUUGUGUAAGGUUCAUUAGUCACAGAAAAAGCCCAUGGAUGCCUGAUCUGUGUUAAAUGACUUUGUAAGUUGUGUCUAGCAGUAGUUAUUAGGUAAUAUUUCCAAGCCACACAUGCGUGUGAGUAAUCUGUGUUUGAACUGAUUCAUAAUGUGUAAUUGAGUAUUUGGUGUUAAAUAAAUCUAAUUUAGACUUAA
This is a messenger RNA of Bombyx mori (domestic silkworm), 947 nucleotides long. Its product is annotated as h3 histone family 3a. The transcript has 3 exons. The record is from RefSeq and is marked provisional. Gene Ontology annotation, molecular function: protein heterodimerization activity; DNA binding; structural constituent of chromatin. The coding region runs from base 118 to 528 and encodes 136 amino acids. Gene Ontology annotation, cellular component: nucleosome; nucleus. Lineage: Eukaryota; Metazoa; Arthropoda; Insecta; Lepidoptera; Bombycidae.